Messenger RNA from Stegostoma tigrinum, 2597 nucleotides. It is a transcript of the gene hsd20b2, whose product is annotated as hydroxysteroid (20-beta) dehydrogenase 2. The coding region runs from base 83 to 1060 and encodes 325 amino acids. The transcript has 11 exons. Gene Ontology annotation, cellular component: endoplasmic reticulum. The record is from RefSeq and is a predicted model, not a curated record. Gene Ontology annotation, molecular function: oxidoreductase activity. NCBI's taxonomy places the organism in Eukaryota, Metazoa, Chordata, Chondrichthyes, Orectolobiformes, Stegostomatidae.
GGUUCAGUCCACGUAGUGUAAAAGAUGAAAAAAGCCCAUCAGAGAAGACUAGACUUUGAGCCUCACGGAGCUUAACCUGACGAUGUUUUUUACAGACGAUCGGAUGAAUAGUAUUCUGGCAUUAAUCGGCACACUAACUUGUUUGUAUUACUUUAUUAAGUAUAGCUGGGAACUCCUAGUUGGUACCAGGAUUUACAUUUUGGCAAAAUUUUGGAGGAAAAACCUGGCACUCUAUGGGGAAUGGGCUGUUGUGACAGGCGCAACUGCUGGGAUUGGAAAAGCUUACGCCCACGAGUUGGCAAGAAGAGGACUCAAUGUGGUGCUGAUCAGUCGGUCGUUGGAAAAGCUGAGAGCCACAGCAGAUGAAAUUGAACAGCAGCAUGGCAAGAGAACCAAGAUUCUUCAGGCUGAUUUUAAUCUUGGUGCUGAGAUCUAUGGGCCAAUUGAAGCAGCGCUGAAGGAUCUAAACAUUGGAAUCCUGGUGAACAAUGUUGGUAAAACCUACCAAACCCUUCCGUGUUACUUCCUAGAUGCCCCAGAUGUCGAAAAGGAAAUUCUUGAUAUACUGAAUUGCAAUGUACUGUCUGUACUGAUGAUGACAAGAAUUGUCCUGCCUCACCUACUGAAAAGGAGAAAGGGCAUCAUCAUCAACAUUUCUUCAGAAGCUGGGACUCACCCACAUCCACUUAUCACCAUGUAUUCAGCUACUAAGGUCUUUGUUGAUUUCUUUUCUCAAGCACUGAAUGCAGAGUAUAAGCCAAAUGGGAUUAUUGUACAGACUGUGUUGCCUCUCUUCGUCUCCACCAACUUGACACAUGAUGCAGAAAUCAAUAUUUUUGUGAAGCAAGCUGAUGACUAUGCCCGGGAAGCUCUGAAUACUGUUGGGCUGAGAGAGAAGACAAAUGGCUGCUUGUCCCACGCCCUGCAGCAUUUCUUCUUCGAAAGGCUGUUUCCAGGAUGGCUCCGACUGACCCAGUUCAACAUAAAUAAUAUGAAGAAACUUGCUGAAAGGAGAAAGCCUUUAGUAGAGAAGUGGAAGAGUAAACAAAAGAUAUCAUAGUCCGACACUUCCGCCAUUUACAAUCCGACCCCACCACCCAAGACAUUUUUCCAUCCCCUCCCCUGUCUGCUUUCCGGAGAGACCACUCUCUCCGUGACUCCCUUGUUCGCUCCACACUGCCCUCCAACCCCACCACACCUGGCACCUUCCCCUGCAACCGCAGGAAAUGCUACACUUGUCCCCACACCUCCUCCCUCACCCCCAUCCCAGGCCCAAGAUGACAUUCCACAUUAAGCAGAGGUUCACCUGCACAUCUGCCAAUGUGGUAGACUGCAUCCAUUGUACCCGGUGCGGCUUCCUCUACAUUGGGGAAACCAAGCGGAGGCUUGGGGACCGCUUUGCAGAACCCCUCCGCUCAGUUCGCAACAAACAACUGCACCUCCCAGUCGCAAACCAUUUCCACUCCCCCUCCCAUUCUUUAGAUGACAUGUCCAUCAUGGGCCUCCUGCACUGCCACAAUGAUGCCACCCGAAGGUUGCAGGAACAGCAACUCAUAUUCCGCCUGGGAACCCUGCAGCCAUAUGGUAUCAAUGUGGACUUCACCAGUUUCAAAAUCUCCCCUUCCCCUACUGCAUCCCUAAACCAGCCCAGUUCGUCCCCUCCCCCCACUGCACCACACAACCAGCCCAGCUCUUCUGCCCCACCCACUGCAUCCCAAAACCAGUCCAACCUGUCUCUGCCUCCCUAACCGGUUCUUCCUCUCACCCAUCCCUUCCUCCCACCCCAAGCCGCACCCCCAGCUACCUACUAACCUCAUCCCACCUCCUUGACCUGUCCGUCUUCCCUGGACUGACCUAUCCCCUCCCUACCUCCCCACCUACACUCUCUCCACCUAUCUUCUUUACUCUCCAUCUUCGGUCCGCCUCCCCCUCUCUCCCUAUUUAUUCCAGAACCCUCACCCCAUUCCCCUCUCUGAUGAAGGGUCUAGGCCCGAAACGUCAGCUUUUGUGCUCCUGAGAUGCUGCUUGGCCUGCUGUGUUCAUCCAGCCUCACAUUUUAUUAUCUUGGAAUUCUCCAGCAUCUGCAGUUCCCAUUAUCUCUCAUAGUUGCAGCAUGAUUUGAAGGGAAUUUGGUGGUGGGGGAGGAGUAUGCAAUUUUAUUCUUCUCCAAUAUCGUCAUUGUGCGGUUCUCUUAUCAUCUGGUGUUUAUGAUUUAGCAACAUCUUUAACAUUAUCCAUUUAACUCCUCGGAAUUUCAGACGAAUGUUUAAAAGCACAAAAUUAGUUAAAUUGUCUCAGAUAAGCAGAAGACAAUUCUUAUAUUUUAUUAAAUUGUAAGUUUCUAAACUUACAAGUGCAGGAAACAAUCAGAAAAAUUGCAGGCUGUGCAAGGUUACCUGGAACAAUGCCUUACAAGAGGACUGUAAAAGUAAUCAAAUGUUGCAAUUGGCUUGUUAUCUAAUGUGAAAUUGUGUGUUCUGCAUCCUGUUGCAGAAGUUGAUAGAUGUGUGUUGAACAACUUUCUGGCAUUUAAUGUAAUAGUCAUGCGUUUAUCACUAUGUUAUAAAUGUUAUUAAUUUAAAAUGACUUCCGUAAAG